GAAGGACCAUCAAAACCUGUUCUUGAAUACAUUGAUCUGGUCUGUGGUGAUGAUGAAGAGCCUAGCAUCUAUCAUAGUGAUUUUAUUUAUUUGAGAGAGACAGAGACAGCACAAGCAGGGAAGGGACAGAGAGAGAAAGGGAGAGAGAAUCCCAGGCAGGCUCCACGCUGCCCAUGGAGAGCCCAAUGCAGGGCUUGAACUCAUAAAACCACGAGAUCAUGACCUGAGCUGAUACCAAGAGUCUGACACCUAACCAACUGAGCCACUCAGGCACCCUAUUCUGUUCCCUAAAAUGCCAAAACGACAGGGAGAUUUUUUGCAUUUUUUAAAUGUGAAGAAGGUGAAAACAGACACAGAAAGAAAUGAUAACAGAAAUCAUUGUGGACUGUCUAAGUCAGAGGAAUCAAAUUUCAAAUAUGUUGAAAAACCAGUCAUUGAAGAAAAUCCAUCAUGUUCAUCAAAGGAAGAAACAGAUAAUCUGGUGCUUCCAGAUUGUUGGAAUGAAAAACAAGCAUUCAUGUUUACAGAACAGUACAAAUGGCUUGAAAUAAAAGAAGGUAAAUUAGGAUGUAAGGAUUGUUCAACAGUUCGGCAUUUGGGAUCAAAAGCAGAAAAGCAUGUCCAUGUGUCCAAGGAAUGGAUUGCAUAUUUAGUAACCCCUAAUGGCAGUAAUAAAACUACUAGACAAGCUUCUCUGCGGAAAAAAAUUAGGGAACACGAUGUUUCUAAAGCCCAUGGUAAAAUUCAGGAUCUCUUGAAGGAAUCAGUUAAUGACUCAAUUUCUAAUUUAGUGCAUAAAAAAAAAAAUAAAAAUAUUGAUGCUACCAUAAAAGUUUUCAAUACAGUUUAUAGUUUAGUAAAACAUAAUAGACCUUUGUCUGAUAUUGAGGGGGCAGUAGAAUUACAAGAGAAAAAUGGAGAGGUCAGCUGUUUAAAUACACGAUACAGUGCAACAAGAAUAGCAGAACAUAUUGCAAAAGAAAUUAAAAUGAAGAUAUUUAAGAAUAUGAUAGAAGAGCAUGCCAAAAUCUGCAUCAUAAUUGAUGAGGUAUCUACAGUUUCAAAGAAAAGCACUCUAGUGAUUUAUCUCCAAUGCACAGUUCAGUCGGCUCCCGCACCAGUUAUGUUGUUCGUUGCUUUAAAAGAAUUGGUCUCCGCCACAGCAGAGUUUAUUGUCAAUACGUUAUUGAAUACUUUAAAUGAUUGUGGGUUUACUAAUGAAUAUUUGAAAGCAAAUUUAAUUGCAUUUUGUUCUGAUGGUGCUAAUACAAUGCUGGGAAAAAAGUCUGGAGUAGCUACAAAGUUGUUAGAAUAUUUUCCUAAAAUCAUUAUUUGGAACUGUUUAAAUUAUCGAUUACAGUUGUCACUUGAUGAUUCAAUAUCUGAAAUAAAACAAGUUAAUCAUUUUAAACUAUUUCUUGAUAAAAUUUAUUCCAUUUAUCACCAGUCUAAUAAAAAUCAAAACAAGCUUUUAGAAAAUGUAGCUGAAGAUCUUGAAAUUGAAAUUGUUAAAAUUGGCCGGGUAAUGGGACCAAGAUGGACAGCAUGUAGUUUACAAGCUGCUACUGCUGUAUGGCAUGCAUAUCCUGUAUUAUAUAUGCAUUUUUCUCAUUCUCGUUCUGGUUUGGCAAAGAGAUUAUCUAACAUUAAUUUCUUACAAGACCUUGCUUUAAUGAUUGACAUUCUUGAAGAAUUUUCACUACUUUCAACUGCAUUACAGUCAAGAUCAACUAACAUUCACAAAGCACAAAAAUUGAUCAAACGCACCAUAAGAGCUUUGGAAAAUUUAAAAAUCAGUACUGGAAAGCAUGAGUCUCAAAUUGAGGGUUUGAUUAAGUCAGAUAAGUUUAAAGAUAUUCCAUUUAAUAAAAACAAUGAAUUUAAUGCUCUUCCAAGGAGUAUGUUACUAGAAAAUAUAAUUGAACACAUGCAUUUACGUCUUUUAUCUGACAGAAACCAUGACGAAAGUAUUUUUAAUUAUUUUGACUUGCUAGAACCUUCUACAUGGCCUUAUGAAGAAAUAACUUCACCAUGGAUAGCUGGUGAAAAAAAAUUAUUUCAUCUAUGUGAAAUUUUAAAAUACGAAAUUGAUUUGAAUGAUUUUCGAGAAUUUGUACAUGAUAAUAUAAAAUCAAACAAUGUUUCAAUUCCUAUAGCUAUACAAAAAGCUAAAAAGAUAGUUAACACUAUUGCAAUCAAUAAUGCUGAAGCUGAAAGAGGUUUCAAUUUAAUGAAUAUAAUUUGUACAAGGGUGAGAAAUAGCUUAACAAUAGAUCACAUAUCAGAUUUAAUGACAAUAAAUUUAUUGGGGAAGGAGUUAGCAGAUUGGGAUGCAACUCCAUUUGUAACGUCCUGGUCAAAUUGUAACCAUAGGUUGGCUACAGAUAAAAGAGUUAGGCAAAAAUCAGCAAAAGCCUUCUGUGAGAAUCAGUUGGCUAUAUGGAACUUACAAUAAAGGGUAUUAUAUAUGUUUUUAUCAUUUGUAAAUUGUGUGCUAUACAUCUCUUAUACAUAAAAAAUUCUUUGAAAGUCAGUUGUUAAACUUUUAUUAACAUGUUGUUUAAAAGGCAUUCUCCAAAAAGCUAAAGUUGAUUGUUUUUAGGAGUUACAUAGUUAGAGAUUAGCCCACGUCUGCUAGAGGGCCAUGAUAUAUAUUCUGUACAGAACAUUCAGCCAUUUCCACUUUUGCUGUCUUACUUUUUACUUAAGAUGCAAAAGAAUAACAACCCAGUCAAGUUCUAAGCCCUAGAAAUUAUAUGGAUGCAAAAUGAAAUAAAAAUUGCAAACUUUUUGGCUCUUUCUCAUUUCUGUAUCUGUGCUAAUACAGUAAUCUCUAGCACGUGUGGCUAUUAAGCACUUGAAAUGAGCUCAGUAGGACUAAGCAAAUUUUUAAUUUCAAUUAAAUAUAAAAAAGUGUAAAAUAUUUUAAAAACUCAACUUUUAGAAAUACAUUUGUUACCUUGCUUAUGAUUCUUGUAGCGUGCCUGUCAGACUCAUGUGUCAUGUCUAGUAUUACAUAAAAACACAUCACGGAAUUGGUGUCAACAGAUUCAGUGCACAUAACUUUUUUUCUAUGAAUUGAUAUAACAUAGCAUUUUUAUCUGAGUAUUUUAUAUAGACAACAGGAACUAGUGAUACUUAUAUAAAUCAUACUGGUAAUUAGAUUGAGAUACCUAUUUUAAUUGUAAUUAUUU
Messenger RNA from Panthera uncia (snow leopard), 3194 nucleotides. Its product is annotated as KIAA1586 ortholog. Gene Ontology annotation, molecular function: SUMO ligase activity. Gene Ontology annotation, biological process: protein sumoylation. The coding region runs from base 293 to 2455 and encodes 720 amino acids. Lineage: Eukaryota; Metazoa; Chordata; Mammalia; Carnivora; Felidae. The record is from RefSeq and is a predicted model, not a curated record. The transcript is spliced from 3 exons.